UGAAGCCAUUACAGUUUGGCAAAGACUGGAGAAAGUAGCAUUCUCCAUGGCAAUGGAAAUCGUGAAACGCCACCCAAGACUACCCAUUGCUUAAAUGAAAGUUGCCCGCGCUUAUAUAAAGAAAAAUACACAAUCUUUUAAGACUGAACUGAUCUAUGUUCUAGCUUUUGCUAGAAUGCAAAGCAUUAUGUCGAGUUUUACGUAUUUCCCCACUAUGUCGCUUAAACAGAAACCAUGUGACUGUGGGCUACUGUUGUCUUCACUGGCGUAACAGUUAUAUAGCCUACCUUAUUUUGUGUGAAAGCGCCUCGUUUCUUUCGGACCUUCGCCUACCAGGACCGCGGAGAAUUGACUGUAUGCAUGACCAACUGUCCCACCCUCAUUGUCACCGUUGGCCUUCCUGCCAGAGGGAAGACAUACAUCUCCAAGAAACUGACCCGCUACCUCAACUGGAUCGGCGUUCCCACCAAAGAGUUCAAUGUUGGCCAGUACAGACGAGAUUGUCUGAAGAUCUACAAGUCCUUCGAGUUCUUCAGUCCAGACAAUGAAGAGGGUCUGAAGAUCAGACAACAGUGUGCGUCAGCAGCAUUAAACGAUGUACGGCAAUACCUGACUGAUGAGGGAGGCCAAGUCGCUGUGUUUGAUGCCACAAACACUACCAGAGAGAGGAGAGGGACAAUAACAAGGUUUGCAGAGCAGAAUGGCUUCAAGGUAUUUUUUGUGGAGUCUGUUUGUGAAGAUCCUGCAGUCAUUGCCGAAAAUAUUGUGCAAGUGAAGCUGGGCAGUCCAGACUACACUCACUGCAACACAGACGAAGCAGUGGAGGACUUCAUGAAAAGGAUUAAAUGUUAUGAGAACUCCUAUGAAACCUUGGAUGAGGUUUUGGACAAGGAGCUCUCGUAUAUCAAGAUCAUUGAUGUUGGUCGCCGUUACCUGGUCAACCGAGUUCAGGACCACAUCCAGAGCCGAAUUGUGUACUACCUCAUGAACAUCCACAUCACGCCGCGCUCCAUCUAUCUGUGUCGACACGGGGAGAGUGACCUCAACAUCAAGGGUCGUAUUGGGGGAGACUCAGGGUUGUCGCUCAGGGGAAAAGAUUUUGCCAAGCAGCUGGGUGAGUUCAUCCAGGAACAAGACAUCAGUGACCUGAAGGUGUGGACCAGUCAGAUGAAGAGGACAAUUCAGACUGCAGAGGCUCUAAAUGUCCCCUAUGAGCAGUGGAAGGCUCUGAAUGAGAUUGAUGCAGGUGUUUGUGAGGAGAUGAUGUAUGAGGAGAUUCAGGAUCACUAUCCCCUGGAGUUUGCCUUGCGGGACCAAGAUAAAUACAGAUAUCGCUAUCCCAAAGGAGAGUCCUAUGAGGACCUGGUCCAGCGUCUGGAGCCAGUCAUCAUGGAGCUGGAGAGGCAGGAGAACGUGCUGGUCAUCUGCCACCAAGCGGUCAUGCGCUGCCUCUUGGCCUACUUCCUGGACAAGUCUGCAGAGGAGCUGCCUUAUUUGAAGUGUCCCUUGCACACCGUGCUGAAGCUCACACCUGUGGCCUACGGCUGUAAAGUGGAGUCCAUUUUCUUAAAUGUGGAUGCCGUGAACACCCACAGAGACAGACCAGAGAAUGUAGAUGUCUCUCGGAUGGCAGGGGAGGCUUUGCACACAGUUCCGGCCCAUCAGUGACCCUAUACCUCCCCUUCACCCAGUCCCCUCAACCUCACAUCCUCCCUGACCCACCACCCGCACCUCCUCACUGUCCCUUCCAUGCUCACUCCUCCACACUCAUACAGGGACAGUCCUGCAAAUCUCCAGGCUGUCCUGAAAUCAGAUGCAAGCUAUGAUCCCCCUGAGAUUAAAACUCAGGGACCAUUUGAAGAUGUGUUUGUUUUGAUGUUUAAUUUGUUCCUGAGAACAGUGCUGAAUGACUGGAAUCCAGUUCAAUGGUAAUCUGUUUUUUAACCCUUCUGUUCUGGGGUGUCAUAAUUUUUUAAUUGUAUUUCAAUUCAUGCUGCUUUCUGUUGACAUGCCCAGCAUGUGAAGAGCAAUGAUCUGUCACUACACAUUGCAUUUAGCCCACCUUAUAUUUUAAGAUCUAAUCUUUUAAUAAUUGUGGACAUACCUGAUUCAGCUAAUGAUUUGCACAUUGUGAAGUUCUUGGGUCUCUCAGUUAAUUGGCCUAAUCGAGUUGAGAGAGGGAGAGAGAAUAUGCCAUUUGUAGUCUAAUGAGAAGGCAAAUGUUUGUGCUUCUUCUGUUUCUGCUAUUCGUAUCUUUUAAGCAGAUGUUUACAAGCAAAUGUUUGUUUAUGCAGGUUAGCUGCCAGGCUUGAAUUGCACAUUUAUAUCAAAGCUGAAUCAUUUUUAUUGUGUAUGUCUUAAGUAUUUUAUUAAGUAAUUAAUUUUAAGACUAUUUAAUUAUGUCCUAAUUAAGAACACACUGCAAACUAUGUGGGUUUUGGAAAUGCCUUAACAUUCUGUUGCUAUGACCCACCACGGCAAAAAGAUGCUCAGGGGUCUUGAAACUUGUGAAUUUGAAAAUUAAAACCAUUUUAAAUGUGUUACUGAAAAAGCUAAUAAAAAUCACUCUUGAAAUAA
Sardina pilchardus (European sardine) is the source of this 2577-nucleotide messenger RNA. RefSeq names its product 6-phosphofructo-2-kinase/fructose-2,6-bisphosphatase 4-like. The transcript has 14 exons. Gene Ontology annotation, molecular function: ATP binding; fructose-2,6-bisphosphate 2-phosphatase activity; 6-phosphofructo-2-kinase activity. Lineage: Eukaryota; Metazoa; Chordata; Actinopteri; Clupeiformes; Clupeidae. Gene Ontology annotation, biological process: fructose 2,6-bisphosphate metabolic process; fructose metabolic process. The record is from RefSeq and is a predicted model, not a curated record. Gene Ontology annotation, cellular component: cytosol. Bases 361 to 1668 code for a protein of 435 amino acids.